AAUAACGUUGUUUUUUUCUUCAUUUAGGGGAGGGUUAACUUAGUAAGAACGUUGCGCGAUCGAAACUUCAUGUAGUGCGCAUCCGGAACCUUCGAAGGGGGAAGACUUUAACGGAAGGACAGAACACUCGUGCAAAGAUGUCAGACGUACCAGAUAAUGCAAAUGAGCACUGCCCGGGUACAGAAAGUGAGCAAGCAGGGAAGACCUCGUCAUGUCAGGGCUGUCCCAACCAGAAAAUAUGUGCUUCUGGAGCCACCAAGGCCCCCGACCCUGCCAUAGCCGAGAUAGGAGUGAAGCUGUCAACAGUCAAACACAAGAUCCUCGUGCUGUCUGGGAAAGGAGGAGUAGGGAAGAGUACCUUCAGCGCUCACCUGGCUCACGCCUUGGCAAGUGACAGCACGAAGGAGGUUGCCCUGCUGGAUGUAGAUAUCUGUGGUCCAUCUAUUCCUAGGAUCAUGGGCUUAGAGGGAGAACAGGUUCACCAGAGUGGCUCAGGCUGGUCUCCUGUGUAUGUGGAUGACAACCUGGCAGUCAUGUCUAUUGGCUUCCUGCUCAGUAGCCCUGAUGAUGCUGUCAUAUGGAGAGGACCCAAGAAGAAUGGGAUGAUCAAGCAGUUUUUGAGGGAUGUUGACUGGGGGGAACUGGAUUACCUCAUCGUGGACACGCCCCCUGGCACGUCUGACGAACACCUGUCAAUCGUCCAGUACCUAAGCUCCACCCACGUGGAUGGAGCUGUCAUCAUCACCACACCACAGGAGGUCUCGUUGCAGGAUGUGCGAAAGGAGAUCCGGUUCUGUCAGAAGGUCAAGCUGCCGAUCAUCGGAGUAGUGGAGAACAUGAGUGGCUUCGUUUGUCCUACAUGCAAGAACACGUCACAGAUCUUCCCUCCCACCACCGGGGGCGCAGCGCAAAUGUGUGCAGAUCUAGAUCUACCCCUGCUAGGAAAGGUACCUCUAGACCCGAGGAUAGCACGAAGCUGCGACGAGGGCAAGUCUUUCCUCAGUGAAGUACCUGACUCUCCUGCUGCUAAAGUCUACCUGAGUAUUGUGCAGAGUAUUAAGGACUACUGUUCCAACCGUGUGACAGAGGAGCAGAGGUCUGCCUGAACUCCCGAUGAGGACGGACAUAUUGGACCAGAACACUGAGAGAGAUCACAGGUUGAGAGUGUGGUAGAAAUGAUUAACUACUGAAUUAGAAUCCCACACACAUAGGAAAGAUAAUACCAUUAAUAAUGCAACAUUCACCAACGCCUAACAGAAUUAUUUCCGCAUGAUUAUCAGUCAUAAAAAGACCAAAACGACAAUGUGUUUCUCAAUACCGUCAGCAAUACACAAGCCCAUUGGUUCAUGCUGAAGAUGUAUGCUUAAACCCACAACAGCUGGGCUCUGUAGUUUGUACUAAAUGUUACUCAAACAGGAGUAAACGGUGCAUUUAUUGGGGACUAUUUUCUGCUGUGGAUUAAUACACAUUUGGUGUUCGAGUGAGUGUUUCUAGCAGCAGGAUGGAAUUGUACUCAGGAGAGACUCAAAAUAAACUGCAGGGCCCUGUUCAUCAUGACAAAGGAAGAGGUUUUUCAGUGCAGCAGUGGCUCAAUGAUUCUACAGCACAGAGGAAGUUUUAUGAGGCUUUGUAUUCAAAUGCAAUACUUCAUAAAUCAAUUUAUUGUUGUUUUUGGUCUGUACAUGGAAAUAGUUGACAAUAAGAAAAUAUGUAGAAUAUGACCAGACUUAUCCAUUCACGUUAAAGUUAUAGGUGGGGAUCUGAGCAGUGCCAGAGACUCGGUCUGGUAGGGCCCCACAUGUCAUGAUGACUUGUGGUUGAUUGUCUCUUUGUCCCGGAAUCAGACCGCUGUGGUGCGUCCUAAGAUACUGACUAUUUACAGUUCCUAGUUAGAUGAAAAUAGGUUUAGACUCUCCCUGUUGUGCUGUAGUAAAGGAUAUGCUAUUCAAAGCUCUGAUCAUGUAGUAGAUCAAGCAGCAGUGUCAAACAUUUGACAAUAUCCUGCAAGGACAUUUGGCAACCCUAAAUCGUAUUUGUGGAUCCACCGGUCCUCACUGUCCAUGGUUACAGUCAAUCAAAUGAUGGUACCAUCAGUGUGAUGUAAACCCUAGUUGAUCACAUCCUCUAAAUACAGAGCACAGUAUCAUUAGCAUAGUAUCAAAUCUCAACUUCUCAUUUGAUUUAGUUUUCUCAGUAACCAUUCCACAUGUGUAUAGAGAUGUUAACCUUUCAAGCCAUAUAGAUUGUUUGCUUUGUUUUCAGCAGGUCUAGUGAAUA
Molecule: messenger RNA, 2277 nt
Organism: Sander lucioperca (pikeperch)
Lineage: Eukaryota; Metazoa; Chordata; Actinopteri; Perciformes; Percidae
Gene: nubp1
Product: nucleotide binding protein 1 (MinD homolog, E. coli)
Exons: 10
Coding region: 138-1106 (322 amino acids)
Biological process (GO): iron-sulfur cluster assembly
Cellular component (GO): cytosol
Molecular function (GO): 4 iron, 4 sulfur cluster binding; ATP binding; ATP hydrolysis activity
Source: RefSeq, a predicted model, not a curated record